This is a messenger RNA of Eurytemora carolleeae, 1158 nucleotides long. RefSeq names its product KRR1 small subunit processome component homolog (gene dbe). The transcript is spliced from 4 exons. Gene Ontology annotation, molecular function: RNA binding. The record is from RefSeq and is a predicted model, not a curated record. NCBI's taxonomy places the organism in Eukaryota, Metazoa, Arthropoda, Copepoda, Calanoida, Temoridae. Bases 128 to 1141 code for a protein of 337 amino acids. Gene Ontology annotation, cellular component: nucleolus; small-subunit processome.
AAAUAAUUUUGAAUUUUUAUCCUAUGUGUUCCCCGGGAUAAGGGGUAAGGGGUUCCCUCAAAGGUAAUUUCCUAGAGAAUGAUUUUAUAUAUAUACAGAUAUUUUAAAUAUAAAUACAUUACAUACAAUGGAGGGAGAGGAUGAGACUCCGUCAGUUGUUGAAAAUGCUUGGGCUUACAAGGUUCCUGAAUUUAAACCUGAAGAUAAUCCUACAGGGAUGUUGGAAGAAAGCAAGUUUGCAACUCUAUUCCCCAGAUAUCGUGAGAAGUAUCUGAAAGAAUGCUGGCCCCUGGUUCAGGCUAAACUUCAAGAGUUCCAUCUCAAGUCUGAGCUAGAUCUGGUGGAAGGAUCAAUGACAGUUCUUACAACAAGAAAGUGCUGGGAUCCAUAUAUUAUCAUCAAGGCUCGAGAUAUGAUAAAGCUCUUGGCUCGAAGUGUUCCUUAUGAACAGGCGACUCGAGUCCUCGAAGACGAUUUCGGCAGUGAUAUUAUUAAAAUUGGAACCCUCGUCAGAAAUAGAGAACGCUUUGUGAAACGACGACAAAGGUUGAUCGGACCAAAUGGUUCUACCUUGAAAUCUAUUGAACUAUUAACCCAGUGCUACGUGUUGGUCCAGGGUAACACAGUGGCCUGUAUAGGACCCUACCAGGGCCUCAAGCAGGUCAGGAAGAUAGUCGUGGACACCAUGAACAACGUUCACCCGAUAUACAACAUCAAGACCCUCAUGAUUAAACGUGAGUUGAUGAAAGAUCCGAAGUUAAAAGAUGAGAACUGGGAGCGGUUUCUUCCCAAGUUUGAACACAAGACCUUGUCAAAGAGAAAGCAGCCCCACAAGAAGAAGGAGAAGGCCCCUUACACUCCCUUCCCUCCUGCCCAACCCCUGAGCAAGGUGGAUAAGGAGUUGGAGUCAGGAGAAUACUUCUUGAAGGAGAAGGAGAGGAAAGCUAAGAAAGCUGCGGAGAAAAGGGAAAAGCAAAUGGAAGCCCAAGGAAACCGGAAAGAGAAGAGAGAGAAGAGCUUUAAACCUCCCAAGGAGAAACCUCGUGUAUCGAAUUCAAAACCUGAAACCUCUGAGGUUGACAUUGAUCAACUUAAACAAAAAAUUAAGAAAGCCCAGCAGAAAAAGAAACCUAAACAGUAAAUUUAUAUUUUUUCAGA